Euleptes europaea (tarantolino) is the source of this 1159-nucleotide messenger RNA. RefSeq names its product peroxisomal biogenesis factor 14 (gene PEX14). Gene Ontology annotation, molecular function: signaling receptor binding. The transcript has 9 exons. Lineage: Eukaryota; Metazoa; Chordata; Lepidosauria; Squamata; Sphaerodactylidae. The record is from RefSeq and is a predicted model, not a curated record. Gene Ontology annotation, biological process: protein import into peroxisome matrix, docking. Gene Ontology annotation, cellular component: peroxisomal membrane; peroxisomal importomer complex. The coding region runs from base 1 to 1155 and encodes 384 amino acids.
AUGGCCUCCUCGGAGCAGGCAGAGCAACCUGGGCAGACCGGCUCUUCUCCCGGAACCGAAAACGUGGUGUCCCGCGACGCUCUGAUUGCAACAGCAGUGAAGUUUCUACAGAACUCCCGGGUCCGCCAAAGCCCCCAUGCGACCAGAAGAGCAUUUCUUAAGAAAAAAGGGCUGACGGAUGAUGAAAUCGAAGUCGCAUUCCAGCAGUCGGGCACUGCCAAAGAGGAGCCCCAGCACCAGAACCUUCCUGCCCAGUUGGUGCCGACUCAGCCCCCUCCCCUUGCGCCAUAUAGUCCACCAAGCUCCAGAUGGCGGGAUUACGGCGCUCUAGCCAUUAUCAUGGCUGGUAUUGCAUUUGGCUUCCACCAGCUCUACAAGAAAUACCUCCUCCCUCUGAUCAUGGGAAGCAAGGAAGACAGGAAGCAACUUCAGAGGAUCGAGUCGAACAUUUCCGAAAUGAGCGGCACCGUGACGCAGACAGUGACUCAACUUCAGACAACUUUAGCCUCCGUCCAGGAACUUCUCAUCCAGCAGCAGCAGAAAAUACAGGAACUCACUCAAGAACUGGCGGCUUCUAAGGCCACAACUUCCACUAACUGGAUCCUGGAGUCUCAGAAUAUCAACGAGCUAAAGUCGGAGAUCUACUCGCUAAAAGGACUGCUCCUUAACCGGAGGCAAUUCCCUCCCUCACCCUCCGCCCCCAAAAUCCCCUCCUGGCAAAUUCCAGUCAAGCCUUCCUCCCCGUCUAACCCGGUCGCCAACAACCACAGCACCAGCAGCGACAUCUCCCCGGUCAGCAACGAGUCCAACUCCUCCUCGCCCAUCAAGGAGAACCACAGCCCCGAAGGUUCGAAGGUCAACUGCCACCUGCUGACCCCCGAGGAAGGGGGCGAGGCCAUGAUCGACGUCAAGGGACAGGUGCGGAUGGAGGUGCAGGGAGAGGAGGAGAAGCGGGAGGACAAAGGGAAUGAGGAAGAGGAGGAGGAGGAGGAGGAAGAGGAGGAGGAUGACGACGACAUCGUCAGCCACGUGGACGAAGAGGAGUGCUUGGACGUCCAGACGGAGGACCGACGAGGCGGGGAUGGGCAGAUCAACGAGCAAGUGGAGAAGCUAAGGAGGCCCGAAGGGGCCAGCAAUGAGAACGAGAUUGACUAGUGCG